Molecule: messenger RNA, 1130 nt
Organism: Aspergillus ibericus CBS 121593
Lineage: Eukaryota; Fungi; Ascomycota; Eurotiomycetes; Eurotiales; Aspergillaceae
Product: alpha/beta hydrolase
Exons: 1
Coding region: 104-1033 (309 amino acids)
Source: RefSeq, a predicted model, not a curated record
GGCUAAUCAUCAACUAGUCAGUUUCUCAAAUAUCCCAACCUGUCCUGCAGUUAAUCCCACAAUUUCCACAAACAGCCUAUACUGUCACAUCUUAAUCCCAACCAUGACAAUCCAUCGCACCGUCUCCCCCUCCACCCACCUCUCCUAUCUCACCAACAUUCCCACUCCGUCCCGCAAUGCGCCGAUCAAGCGACUCUCCCUGAUGAUCCACGGCUGGGGCUGCCAGGCAACCCACUACAUCCCUUUGAUCACCCAUCUCGCCUGCCACGGCCUCACCCCCGAGUCUGGAGACCUCUUCAUCGCCCUGGACCUCCCCGGACACGGCCAAUCCCCCAAAUCUGCCCUCCCCGAGCCCGAAAAAGGUGGGAUCGCCAAGCUGAUUCUCCAACUAUGCGCAGAGGUUCUCGAUUCGUUCGGUCUGCAGCAUAAUCAGACCGAAACGGUCAUCUAUGCACAUAGCAUGGGCAUCUUCAUGGCGUUGGAGGUGUACUCCAGUCUCGGGAAUGUAAUUUCUCAUGCUAUCUUGUCGGAUGGCGCUCAUUCGAGGGAUUCAGCACCGGAGGGGUUUGAUUUGGAGAGAAUCCGGGAACAGGCGGUGCAGUAUAGAGAGGUGAUUCAGGAUCGGCUGAAUUUGUAUUUUGGGCCGCGGACGUCGAAGGCGUUCGAAGAGCAGACGAGGGAGGGGUUUGCGAGAUUGGAUUUUGAGUAUGCGCUGCGGAUGAGUUAUUGGUACGGGGGAUUUGAUGCUGGGCUUGCGAAGGUGCUUGAUGGUUUGGAAAAAAGGAAUCGGGAAGCGGUGGGAGCGGGUUUGAACCCGACCAAGGUGUUGCUGAUUCAGAGUCAGGAGGCACAGGGAUCAAAUGGAAGACACGGAAUUCAAAAGGGGGAUGUGACGGAGUAUAUGAAAUUCGUUCGCGCGCAUCUCUCAGAAAGGUGGCUGCAGGAGUGGGUUGUCGAGGGAACAGGGCAUUACCCGCACGCUGAUGAUGUCGAGGAAGUUGGCCCUGUGAUUGAAGGAUUCUUACGGGACUAAUCACUUCACGACCUACAUGAGCUAUGGAACCUUAGGGUGACUGACUAUUCUAAUUAUAUGUCAUCUAGCCAAAGUAAAUGGGGGCAAACAUGCAGCA